AUGUACCGCAUCCGAGGCAAGCCGAGCAUCUGCAGAUACCCACGCUGCGAGGCGAGCCGACUCCACCAGCACCAGCAAGGAGAGGAAACUCAACGACAUGGGUUGGACGUGCCAGUGUUCGGGGACCAAGCCGAAACCACACUGGUCGGCGGUUACCGACUGCAUAUCCUGCGACUGCGCCGCGCAGUCAAGCAGCAGGAAUGUAGCGCUCAGGAGGCAUCAGGUGCUAGAGUGCAUGCUUCGAGGGCUGGCGUGGAGUACAGCGGAUGUUCCGCCGGGAAUGAUCUUCCCUUGAACGAGAUCGACGUCUUCACAGCGUUUGUGCACUGGAUCUAUACUGGCCUUCUACCCGAGCCAGACGAAGAUGCAGCCAUCGCGACCUCAACGGGCCCAACAUAUCAAGGAGUCUCCGCAGCUAUGAAACUGACCGAGCGACUGCGUGUCAGAGUAUUAGCUCAAGAGGCCAUAUGUGGUGGAGUCAUGCCUCCGAGACUCAGCGAAAUGAAGGCUCUCCGUGGCUUCGAAAACGACCGAGAGAACGAGUCUCAGUGUGGAACGUUUAAGACACAUUGCAUGGCAGAGUGGGUUCUCCGAGUCCAAAGAGAUUUGCGGGUGGGCUACGAUAGGCAGGGUGCGGAUGUACGAGCCGAAGAUGAUCCAGUGCGGAUGACCGAUCUGACCAAGAGGGACAGUGCUCGUGCCUACAUCAACUUACUGGAGCGUAUAUGGCUGUAUGCUUGGACGAACUUCUUGGGAGUCAGAGGCCGACUAAGAGGAUGA
This is a messenger RNA of Zymoseptoria tritici IPO323, 780 nucleotides long. RefSeq lists its product as uncharacterized. The record is from RefSeq and is a predicted model, not a curated record. Lineage: Eukaryota; Fungi; Ascomycota; Dothideomycetes; Mycosphaerellales; Mycosphaerellaceae. The coding region runs from base 1 to 780 and encodes 259 amino acids. The transcript has 5 exons.